GUGACGCAUGCGCAGUAGUUAAAGCGGCGAUAUAUUCGGCGAUAUUUACAAGAUGCAGGAGAAAAAACCUUCAGUACGCUCUAAUGACCCCUCCCUGCGACGGGUUCUUGACUCAGCGACCCGUCAGCGACGUCUGAACCGGCAACUCGAGGCUUUGGAGAGGGAUAAUUUUCAGGACGAUCCACACGCUAAUCUCCCGCAGCUCAAACGUUUGCCGCAAUUUGACGACGAAGCAGAGACAGGGAAGAAAAAGAAGAAAACUCGAGGAGAUCAUUUUAAGCAGCGAUUCCGAAAGAAUUUCCAAGCUCUGCUCGAAGAACAGAAUUUAAGCACAAGUGAGGGUCCCAAUUACUUGACAGCUUGCGCCCUUUCAUCAAACUUCCCCCAGCGCCACUUCUGCUCUGUGUGUGGCUUCCCAUCCAAUUACUCCUGUGUGUCUUGCGGUGCGAGGUAUUGCAGCGUGAAAUGUUUGGGGACUCACCAAGAAACAAGGUGUUUGAAGUGGACCGUAUGAAACCUGCUCCAGCUGGACAUUUGCUCGUUAUCUUGUAUUUUCUGUAAAUAGUCUUAAAAAGGCCUGCACAUUGUAUGGACAUGUAUGUUUCAUUCUUUUUACAUAUAUAUUUUUUUAUUUGAUAUUUAAUGUUUAAAUCGGGGUAGUCUAAAUUUGCGCCUCUGACAACCAUUCCUAAACCUGGUUAUUCACUUUUAAGCCAAAACUAAAAAAAAAAAAUUCUAUUUGAGCUGGUUUUCCCUAAAAUUAGAAACUGUGUGAACGUUUCUCCCUCUCCCUCUCCCAGAGAGGAUGGAGAGUAAAUGUUAUAUUGAAAUUCAUUGAACAAAACCUGUAUUGCAGAUUUAAAUAAGUGGGAAGCGUUUAAAUGUAAAAAUAAAGCAAUGACUAUUUUUUUCUU
Messenger RNA from Pelobates fuscus (common spadefoot toad), 914 nucleotides. It is a transcript of the gene ZNHIT1, whose product is annotated as zinc finger HIT-type containing 1. The transcript has 5 exons. The record is from RefSeq and is a predicted model, not a curated record. The coding region runs from base 53 to 514 and encodes 153 amino acids. Gene Ontology annotation, molecular function: nucleosome binding. Lineage: Eukaryota; Metazoa; Chordata; Amphibia; Anura; Pelobatidae. Gene Ontology annotation, cellular component: Swr1 complex. Gene Ontology annotation, biological process: chromatin remodeling.